This is a messenger RNA of Vespa mandarinia (Asian giant hornet), 2942 nucleotides long. RefSeq names its product RYamide receptor. Gene Ontology annotation, molecular function: neuropeptide Y receptor activity. Gene Ontology annotation, cellular component: membrane. Gene Ontology annotation, biological process: G protein-coupled receptor signaling pathway. Lineage: Eukaryota; Metazoa; Arthropoda; Insecta; Hymenoptera; Vespidae. The record is from RefSeq and is a predicted model, not a curated record.
AAAUAUUGGUUAAAUCAGUAUGAAAAUCCUGAAUAUGAUAGGACGUAGAUGUGUCCCUUUCAUAUCAUAUAAAUUUUUAAACGUGUAGAGAAAAUUUUCUUCCUUCAUUUCAAUUAACGAAGUUCGCAAUAAUUUAUCCAACUUCCACGCAACAAUGAUAUUUACUUUUUAAGAUCCUGGUUCAUUAAAAGUUCGAAAGUUGCCUCGAGGUAAUUCGACGAGUUUGAAAAAAGGAUGCCCAAUCAAGCUCUUCAAAAAAAUAAAAAAAAAAAAAAAAAAGAAAGUAAAACAAACAAAAAAAUCGAUUAUCUUCCGUCGAAAUGAUUUUUUUCCUAUAGAAACAUCUACGUACACAUAACCUGCUGAAUUUUAUAUCAAUAACAUUUCGAUCGAACUGAAUAUAAUUUGAUUGGGAAUGAGAGAGAAGAAAAAAAAAAAAAAAAAAAGAAAAAAGAAAAAAGAAAAAGUCAAAGUCGAAUCGGCAAUUUCAUUUUCGUGGAAAUAUUAUUUCAGCUCGAAGAUACUCGAACGUUUACUUUCGAUAGGAUUUUAAUCGAUUUUCACAGCUCGUUCUAUAAUAUUACUUAAAAAAAAAAAAAAAAAAAAAAAAUGAAAAAAAGGAAAAGUAAACGACAAGUCGUAGAAGGGAGGGGAGGAUAGGAGGAAAGAAAAAGAGAGAGAGAGAGAGAGAGAGAGAGAGAAAGAAAGAGGAAAUGAGUGAGUAAGAGAGUAAGAAGAGUGAGUGAGUGAGUGAGUGACUGAGUGAGUGUGUCAGUAGGAGUAAGGAGAAUUAUCGAUUGUAUAACAAAUUAUUGCCAUAACUAGUUUCAACCUAUUAACGAGUAACGAACGAUCAUCGAGAAGAUGCCUAAGGCAAAUUAUUAACAACGCACGAUAUCGCUUGAAAUAGGGUUCACUUUAAUGUCAGCACCAUUUUGUUGUUCUGUUUACUCUUUAGCAUAAAAUUAUUCGCAACUUAUUCACCAAGAAUAAAAACCAUUAUUGAAUAUUACAUUAUCAUUAAUAACAAUGAUAACGAUAAUGAUAAUAAGAAUAAUAAAAGACAUUGAAUAUUCAACAUUCUAUAUAUCUUUAUAAUCCUUGAAUUAAUUCACACGCGAGAAAUCAUUUUUUUUUCUUUUCUUUUCUUUUUUCUUUUUUUUUUUUCAAAAAAAUAUAGAAAUUUUGGAUGAAUUAAAGUGUGAGAUUAAAAAUUCAAAUUACGUGCUCGUUGCUACGAAAGAGACGAAUAAUAUAGCCAGAGAGAUAGAGAUAGAUAGAUAUAGAGAGAGAAAGAGAAAAAAAGAGAGAGAUAGAGAGAGAGAGAGAGAGAGAGAGGGAGAGAGAGAGAGAAUAAAAAAUAUCGUUUUAUCGAAGGAACAAUCGACUUCAUUAAUCCAGUGAUAUAAUUCGAACAAGUUACUUAAGAGGAAAGAAAGAAGAAGAAGAAAGUGGAAAGAAAAAAAAAAGGAAAAAAAAAAGAAGAAAGAAAAGUAAUAGAAUGCUUUAUUAAAGUAUAUUACAAGGAAGAUGAUGAAAAGGACAACAUAUUAAGAACAUGUGAACUCGCGUUCAAUUUUUUGCGGUAUAAGAAAGAAGAAGAAAAAGUUGGAAGUAUCAAGGCGUCACAAGUUUUACAGAUCGUUUCGUCAGUAUCUAUUUCAAGUUUAGAACAACCGUUCUCUAUAAGAGGAACUCUUUGUGAAACAUGUGACGAAGCUCCUUCGCACAAUUUGCUCUUGGAAAUAGAAAUAAUAUAAAAACGUAUAAAGAAUAGAUAAUAUUUCGUUCAGAUCACAAUGGCAAACAGAAUAUACUUAACAUUAUGAAGAAUAACGAAAGCUUGGAGAAUUAUUUGUUGAGUAUCAUAGAGGGUAGUGAAUAUCUCAACAUAACUCGGAAUAAUUCUAACUCGAAGCAUUCAAUAACGUGUGACGAGUUCGUCAGCAAGGAGAAUGUUAUCUCAUCGAUUUGGUUCCAAGCAACUGUCUACUUUCUUUAUAGUACGAUUUUCGUUGUAGCUCUAAUAGGAAAUGGAUUGGUCUGCUACGUCGUUCAAAGUAGUCCAAGAAUGCAAACAGUUACUAACUACUUUAUCGUUAAUCUGGCAAUCAGUGAUAUCUUGAUAGCAGUAUUAUGUGUCCCUACAACGUUCGUCAGUGUAUUAAUACUUCAAUAUUGGUCAUUUGGUCCGACACUCUGUCCAAUCGUUAAUUAUUCACAGGCGGUUUCCGUGCUAGUAAGCGCAUACACUUUGGUAGCAAUCAGCAUAGAUCGUUACAUAGCCAUAAUGUGGCCAUUGAAGCCACGCAUGAGUAAAAAACAAGCGACACUUUUGAUACUGGGUGUCUGGUUACUCGCAUUGAUAAUCUCUUUCCCGAUUGUUUUGGUAUCGGAACUUCUUCAACCUACAUCGGAUAUAUACGUGAAAUGCAAUAAGUUCAUCUGCCGAGAGAAUUGGAAAUCGGAAAACCAAAGAUACUAUUAUACGAUCGCCCUAUUGGUCCUACAGUAUCUGAUACCACUGAUGGUACUUUUAUUCACUUACACUAGCAUCGCCAUAAUUGUAUGGGGUAAAAGACCACCAGGGGAGGCAGAAAAUACAAGAGAUCAAAGAAUGGCACGUUCAAAAAGAAAGAUGAUCAAAAUGAUGAUUACCGUUGUAUUGGUCUUCACCAUGUGCUGGUUACCCUUCAACAUUCUCUACAUGUCGAAGGAUCCAGUCAUUUUGUUUUGCAGCGAAAAAACACGAGCACGACUUAUGUCAGUGUCAGGCACAAAACUAAUGAAAAUCAUGGGGCACCUGCAAGAAGUGCCAGCUUCCGUAACAACGAAUCAUUGCGAACUAAUAUCCCACAGUCUCAACAAUCACAGUUAGAGGAACAGAUAUAAAGAAGAAGAAGAAGAAGAAAAAAAAAAAUGAGAAAGAAAGAAAAGAUAAA